AUGAAUAUGUCGCUCCCAGACCGGAGGAAAAACAUAAGAGCUCUGGUGAUGGAGACUGGCAUACGAGUUCUGCUUUUUGGAGUUUUUUUAUUCACAGAAUUCCUGGAGCCCUUUGAGAGAGUAAUCCAACCAGAGGAGCUAUGGCUCUACAAAAACCCCUUGGUGGAGUCAGACCACAUCCCUAAGAGGGUCAUGUUCGCAAUUUCAUUUCUCACUCCUUUGGCUGUGAUAUUCGUGGUGAAGAUCAUUCGGCGGACAGAUAAGACAGAAAUCAAGGAAGCGUGUCUAGCUGUCUCACUGGCUCUAGCCUUGAAUGGAGUCUUCACAAACACUAUCAAGUUGAUCGUUGGCAGACCCAGGCCAGACUACUUCCAGCGUUGUUUCCCAGAUGGACAGGUGAAUGUUAAGAUGCUGUGCACCGGAGAACCAUACCUGGUGUCAGAAGGACGCAAGAGUUUCCCAAGCAGCCACUCUUCUUUUGCAUUCUCUGGCUUGGGCUUCACCUCCUUCUACCUGGCUGGGAAGCUGCAUUGCUUCACGGACCAGGGCCGCGGGCGCAGCUGGCGUCUGUGUGCCAUGUUGCUGCCCCUCUACAGUGCUGUGAUGAUUGCCCUGUCCCGCACCUGCGACUACAAACACCACUGGCAAGAUGCCUUUGUUGGAGGGGUGAUCGGCCUGCUCUUUGCCUACAUCUGCUACCGGCAGCACUACCCCCCGUUCCUGCACAUGGACUGCCAUCUACCUUACGCCAGUCUGGCCAAAAACCCCCACCUUGUCUCUGCCCAUGGCGAUCCCCUGGUCCUGCCCACCGAGAACACCACCAGCAUGCCUCUGAAGGGGCUGACAGUGGGGCCUGUAUGA
Oncorhynchus masou masou (cherry salmon) is the source of this 861-nucleotide messenger RNA. Its product is annotated as phospholipid phosphatase 4-like. Bases 1 to 861 code for a protein of 286 amino acids. The record is from RefSeq and is a predicted model, not a curated record. The transcript has 7 exons. Lineage: Eukaryota; Metazoa; Chordata; Actinopteri; Salmoniformes; Salmonidae. Gene Ontology annotation, biological process: phospholipid metabolic process; phospholipid dephosphorylation. Gene Ontology annotation, molecular function: phosphatidate phosphatase activity.